Polyodon spathula (Mississippi paddlefish) is the source of this 1078-nucleotide messenger RNA. Its product is annotated as C-C motif chemokine 3-like. The record is from RefSeq and is a predicted model, not a curated record. Gene Ontology annotation, molecular function: CCR chemokine receptor binding; chemokine activity. Bases 178 to 474 code for a protein of 98 amino acids. The transcript has 3 exons. NCBI's taxonomy places the organism in Eukaryota, Metazoa, Chordata, Actinopteri, Acipenseriformes, Polyodontidae. Gene Ontology annotation, cellular component: extracellular region. Gene Ontology annotation, biological process: inflammatory response; monocyte chemotaxis; G protein-coupled receptor signaling pathway.
ACUUGGUGUUUUUUUUCCCCCAUAACCUCAGCUUCUAGGUGUGAAAAACGUAAUGGAAACAAUGUAACUUUGUGAAGGCCCUCCACCACUGCCUGACCCUAUAAGUAGUGGACCUGGCUUGGGACAACUCAGAUCUCCGAAGUGCAGAAGAGCCUCCAGUCUGAAUUAACUCCACCGAUGAAGAUGAAGUCUACAUUUCUGGUCAUCGCAGCUCUUCUGUUCACAGUGCUGUUCUCACAGACACAGGGCCAGUUGGGUGCCAACAGGCCAACCCAGUGCUGUUUUUCCCACUCUGCAAAACAAAUUCCCAAAAAAUAUUUACAUCACUAUGUGGAAACUCGAUCAGACUGUUCCAAGCCUGGAUUAAUAUUUGUCUUGAAAAGAGGUGUAAAGGUUUGUGCCAACCCCCAGGAUAGAUGGGUUAAGGAUCGUGUUAGAUUCCUUGAUGAACAAUUUAUGAACAAUAUGAUAUGAAGACAAAAGAAGAACUUAAGGGGCUUAUUUUCAACCGUUUUAUUCCACUCUUUUAAAAUGUGUAAUACAGCUUAAGUAUUGCAAUACGUUCCUUACUCACUCUCUUCUCGACUGUGUAAAUGGUGUGUGGAAUCUUCUUCAUUAAGGUCAAGUAGCUUCAAAAUAAUUUUUGCUUUUGCUGUUAUUUUAUAUGUCCGGUAACAGAAAGAGCAGCCUGACUCUUAAAGACAAUCGCAAUGAGAACCACUCGAAUGAUUGCAAACGUCAUACAAACUUAAGUGCGUGUUAAAAAAAUUUAAAAAAUCAUUUUGAGCCACCUUACUCUUUAAUAUAAAAUGAUAAAACUCUGUUUAUAAAUAUUAGCCUAGAUUAUUGAAUGCCUGAUUCAAUAGCAAGAUUGUCAUUUAAAACCAAUGUAUCUCAAAACAGGGAUUCAACUUUUUUUUUGUCAAAUAUUGUAAGGCAUGAUUUAAGAUUACCCUUCAAUGAAAGAAAAGCUUGCAGGUGAAGAGAAUUGAAAGGUCAAAAUCAUGGACGCAUUCUUUGCUUGUAUUUCUGCUUAAUGCCCUUAUCUGCAUAUUAAUUGUCCAUCUACAAUAAAAUA